This is a messenger RNA of Hemisphaericaspora subhashii, 1905 nucleotides long. Its product is annotated as protein-lysine N-methyltransferase. The record is from RefSeq and is a predicted model, not a curated record. Gene Ontology annotation, cellular component: nucleus. Gene Ontology annotation, biological process: peptidyl-lysine monomethylation. The coding region runs from base 1 to 1905 and encodes 634 amino acids. The transcript has a single exon. Gene Ontology annotation, molecular function: protein-lysine N-methyltransferase activity. Lineage: Eukaryota; Fungi; Ascomycota; Pichiomycetes; Serinales; Debaryomycetaceae.
AUGUCAUCCACUGCAUCUAGUAAAGUAGACUCCCUUGUUCAGUGGUUGAAUGAAAACGCAUACUGGAGAAAUGAUCUAAUAAUAAAGCAAUCAAAAUUUGGUGGUUUAGGUGUUUUCCAUCCAGACAAUGACGAUCAAGAAGAGGAUGAGAAUGAUCCAUUAUUCCUUCGUAUUCCAAAAGUAAACUUAUUAUCUCCCAAAAACUCAUUCAUAUAUAACUUAUUACAUGAAUAUGAACCUUCUAAUCCUGAUAUAAUAAUCUCCGAAGGAAUGUAUGCCUUGGUGAUAUCAGUAAUUUAUGAAUAUGCACAAGGUGAAAAAUCACCUUGGUUUGCCUAUUUACAAUCGAUUGAUUUUGAUGCUUCAGAAAUACCAAUAUGUCUUUGGGAUGAACAAGAUAAAGCAAGUUUAAAGAAUACUGAAGUCGAUCUUUUAAAUAUGUUGAAUCCAAAAGAAUUAAUCAAUUUUUAUAUUGAGGUUAUAAAUUUUGCUAAAUUAAAUCAAGAUAUUAUUUCAAUACCGUCAGUUUUGAAUAUUGAAAAUCCAACACCAAACACAAUCCAGGAAAAGCAUCACGAUAAGUUGUUGUCUUUCGGGAAGUAUAUUCAAUCAGUUAUUUCUCGUGCAUUUCUGGUUGAUAACUACCAUGGGUUGGCAAUGGUUCCAGCUGCUGACUUAUUCAAUCAUAUCGAACCCGAAUAUAUUGAUGGUCAGAUUAAAGGAAGGGAAAACAUUCAUUUUAUCUGCGAUGGAUCAGUAUGUGACAUAUGUGGGGAACAAGCAUGUGAACAUGAAGAUUCUGAUAGUGAAGAAGAAAUGGAUGAAGACUUAGUACAGCAAAUUCUUGAAGAAGAAGAUGAUGAUGAAAUGGAUGAGGAUAGUGAAAACGAGGAAUCAGAUGAUGAGGGCCAUAUAGAAGAGGAAGGUGAAAUGUCUGAUCACGAAUCUGGAGACUUAGAAGAGGAAGAAGAAGAACCUAUAAAAGAAAUUACUAUGGAAUAUAUCCAAACCUUAGAAGAAGAAUUACUUUCCGAUGAAGAAACCGAUCAAGAUCCAGAAGAAGUAUCAACGGUUUCAAUGAGUGACGAUGAAGAAUCUGGUCCAAUAGAACCAAUAGAUGGCCCAAAUGAGGAUUUAGCAAAAGAACUUUCAGAUAGUUCAAAAUGUUGUGAUGUUGUAUUGGUCCGUCCAGCUUCCAAAGAGUAUGGUAGUGAAUUAUUUAAUUCAUAUGGGAAUGAACUUUCUAAUCCUUAUUUAUUACAAAAGUAUGGGUUUAUCGCUAAGGAGAAUCCAAAUGAUACUUGUUUACUUUCAGUUCAAUUCUUUAAACAAAUUAAAAGCUUAAAGGAAAAGGUCAACGCCCAAAAGAAACAAGAAAUUGAAGAUAAACUUGAAUGGUUAGAGGAGAUUGGCUAUGAACCAAUGAGCGAACUUAUUGCUGAAAUGCACCAACCAGAGCAUGGACAUGCUCACCAACAUGAACACAAUGGAAAUGCGUGCGAAGACGAUGAUUGUGAUUCUGGGUGUGAAGACGAUGACUGCUGUAAAGAAUCUGAAUUCGACUAUCCUGAAUCUUGGCCCUUAAGUAUUCGUAUAAAAUUUGAUGGAGAAUGUACGCCACAAAUAUAUGCAAUUUUAAAGUUAAUUGAAUUGAAAUUUGUACAUUUCAAGCAUAAACUUUUGUCAGUCAAGAGUGGAAGGAAGUUGAAAAGUAGAAUAAAAGAAAUGUUAUUACAGCAUUCAGAAGAAGAAAUACAAGCAUAUAAUAAGAGAAUUGUUAAUUGGUGUCAGCAAAGAAUAGAAGCAUAUCCAAAGAAGGUUAGUGGCCCACACGAGGAACUUGCCAAGUCUAUGAUCAGACAGGAAAUUAACAUAUUAACAAAGUUUAUAGAAUUAUAUAAAUAG